AUUCUAUUGGUGUGAGCUCCGAAGCCAAAUCCUUCUCCACAUCCCGAGCACACAAAGUUGUUCUCAGAUUCCCCUGCUUCAUUCCAAAGGAGUAGCAUGGAGGCCUCCCGAAUGGAACAUAUAUCCUCCCCGGAAAGACUUCCCGCGUCCCACUCCUCCACCUUAACCUCUAAGGUGAGAGUUGUUUUGAGAGUUCGCCCCUUCCUUUCACAAGAAGCCUCGUCCAGAAAUGGGAACCCAGUUUCUUGUGUUGCAUCUGUCCUUCAUCCUGAUCCUGAAACUUCAGACGAAGUCACUGUUCAUCUCAAAGAUCAUGAAUCUAGGUACUUGGUGUUGGUUUUUGGGUACAAGUGUACCACACACUGUUAAUUUCUGUAAACUUUUAAAUUUGGAGGGCCUGACCCCUGUGGAAUGUCGAACUAGCAUCGUAGACCCUGUAAUAACACAAAUGAGUUUGAGAGACCCUGUGAAAUUUUUUAAGAAGCACAUUCACUCCAAUGAUUAAAAAAAGGCUAUUGUGAGAUGUGAAAUGAUAAAAGUGCCAUCAUCAAAUUAUACACCCAAAUUAAAGUUUCAUCUUAGUUUUUGGACGAAAUCUUAGUUUGGAUGUAAUUUAUGUAGAGAAAUGAAAUACUUGUAACAUG
Molecule: messenger RNA, 644 nt
Organism: Cuscuta campestris
Lineage: Eukaryota; Viridiplantae; Streptophyta; Magnoliopsida; Solanales; Convolvulaceae
Source: the annotation of a GenBank genome assembly